This is a messenger RNA of Daphnia carinata, 1046 nucleotides long. Its product is annotated as coactosin-like protein. Gene Ontology annotation, biological process: regulation of actin filament polymerization. The coding region runs from base 54 to 545 and encodes 163 amino acids. The record is from RefSeq and is a predicted model, not a curated record. The transcript has 5 exons. Gene Ontology annotation, molecular function: actin filament binding. Gene Ontology annotation, cellular component: plasma membrane; cortical actin cytoskeleton; actin filament. NCBI's taxonomy places the organism in Eukaryota, Metazoa, Arthropoda, Branchiopoda, Diplostraca, Daphniidae.
AGUUUGCUGUACCGGUUACAAAGAAAAGGGUCGCGUGCAGCACAUUUGACUGCAUGUCCACCAUGUUCAGCAGAGAAAAUAGCAGCCGAGUCAGUCUUCGCAACAAGACCCUGGAGACGCACAUCGAUCGCCAGAGUGUUCGGGAGUCUUACAAUGAUGUCCGUUCCGAUUUCUCCGAAACGAAUUGGGCUGUUUUCCAAUUUGAAGGCAACCAAAUCUGCAGCAAGGCGGUAGGAAGCGAUUUCGCCGACUUCCGAACUCAAUUCGUCGAUGAUGAACGGGCUUUUGGAUUUGUUCGUAUUCAGAGUGGUGAUGAGAUGAGCAAGCGAACCAAAUUUCUGUUUGUAACUUGGUUGGGGCCCAACGUCAGUACCAUGAAGCGCGCCCGUCUCAGCAGCGACAAGGCCCUCGUCAAAGAAAUUAUAAUGAAUUUUGCUGUCGAGCUGCAGAUUGAGUCGCCUGAUGAGCUCAACUACGAGUUCUUCCGUGAAGCCGUCCACAAAGCGGGCGGAGCCAACUAUGGAACCGGUGUCCGGGAGCUGUGAUUUGAUUUGCUUUCAUCAUCACGGUUUUGUUACCUACCGCCUUGAUUAUCACUGCUCAUGAUGGGAAGUAAGGCAGAGGUUAAACGGAAAAAUCUCUAAUUUAAAUUCUUCAUAAACAAUUCGGUUGUAAUUUAGCCGUACUGUUGUGUGUUAGUACGAGGUGAAUGUGAUCAGUGUUGCUGUUCACUUUAGGUUCCGGCUAUGGUCCUUUUAGCUCCCCAUGUAUUACUUACAAAAGAAAACCCAACAAGUUAUAUGAAAUGAGAAGCUCUAAUUGAAUUUGUAAAUUUUAUAGUGGAUUUUUCUAAUUGCCCACUUCCAGAAUGUUUACCUGAUCAGCUGUCUGCUAUUUUUAUGUAUAUUUGUCGCACACAAUCCAUUUGGAAGCCUACGGGUAAAUUUCUUUUUGAGUAUCCUUCCACCUAUUUUGUACUUACCUAAUAUAUUUCAGUAUUGUCGGUACAGAAAAUUAUCGGAUAUACACAUCCUUAUUGAACAUCA